This is a messenger RNA of Elaeis guineensis (African oil palm), 1663 nucleotides long. The record is from RefSeq and is a predicted model, not a curated record. Lineage: Eukaryota; Viridiplantae; Streptophyta; Magnoliopsida; Arecales; Arecaceae.
UUUUGUGGGGCUUCCAGCCGGUUUAAAGCGUAGCGGCGAGCGGUCCGAUCCCGCUUCUUAACGACCUAAUCGGAUUACCUUCGCUCUCUCCGUUCCGAUAAAUUGUCUGGCGUAGCUCUGGUAGCAUUUUUGUUCUUCUUUUCUCGUUUUCCGUUCGCAGGGGUCGGAGGUCGGGCGGCGAGAGAGAGAGAGAGAGAGAGGUGGGGAGGAGACGGCCGGGAGCUAGGGUUAGGGUCCCUGGUUAUGGGAUUUGAGCGAUGGCGUCGGCGAAGCCACCGGUGGAGCACUGCAAGGGCAUCAACGGCCUCGACAAGGUCGUGCUGAGGGAGGCCAGGGGGAGUUCGGCCGAGGUGUAUUUGUAUGGAGGUCAAGUGACAUCUUGGAAAAAUAUCCAUGGCGAGGAGAUGCUUUUUGUCAGCAGCAAGGCUAUUUUCAAGCCUCCAAAGGCAAUACGUGGGGGCAUCCCAAUAUGCUUUCCUCAAUUUGGGAGCCAUGGAACUCUUGAAGAACAUGGCUUUGCCAGGAACAGGGUUUGGAGUAUUGACACUAACCCACCACCUUUUCCAGCAAACAGUGCCAGUAAUACUUUCAUCGAUUUAAUCCUGAAGCCAUCUGAUGAAGACUUCAAGAUCUGGCCUCACAGUUAUGAAUUCCGUCUAAGAGUUGCUCUGGCACCUGGAGGAGAUUUGAUGCUGACAUCACGCAUAAGAAACACCAGUACCGAUGGAAAACCAUUCUCAUUUACAUUUGCAUAUCACACAUACUUUUCUAUCUCUGACAUCAGUGAAGUGCGGGUAGAAGGAUUGGAGACACUGGAUUACCUUGACAACUUGAAGGAAAAGGAGCGCUUCACAGAGCAAGGAGAUGCAAUUACGUUUGAAUCUGAAGUGGAUAAGAUAUAUUUGAGCACGCCAACCAAGAUCGCAAUUCUGGAUCAUGAAAAGAAAAGGACAUUUGUUUUGCGAAAAGAUGGCCUGCCAGAUGCAGUUGUAUGGAAUCCUUGGGACAGGAAAGCCAAAGCCCUGGCAGAUUUUGGUGAUGAUGAAUACAAACAUAUGCUGUGCGUGGAGGCUGCAGCCAUUGAGAAGCCCAUUACUCUGAAACCUGGUGAGGAAUGGAAAGGAAGACAAGAGCUCUCUACUGUUCCUUCCAGUUACUGUAGCGGGCAGUUGGAUCCUCAAAAGGUUCUUCAAGGUUGAGAGGCUGCCCCGCUGUGUACAUCCUAUAUAGGCACUCUCCUGUUGCAUCUUCCGCAUCAAUGCCCAGCAGUGAGUUCUGGCCGUUUUCGUACCCACUCUUCUUUUUCCUUUUCCCGUCUGAUAGGCUAUGAUGUAUCCCGAGGCACAAUUUCCGUGGAAUAAUAGCAGACUGUUUUACAUGGUCCACAUCUAUCAAUAAGAAAAGAAAUUUCAGCCCAAACCGGAGGGUACAUCAAUUCAAGCAUGACCUGUUGCUUGUUUUUUGUAGCAUAUCAUGUCAUGAAACUUUGUUCUAGAGGAUGAGAAGGAGGGGCAUGUAAAGGUCCAAUGCGCCUUUUUGAAUGUAAUCGUUUUAAUGGGGCUCUUUGCCUUCUGCUGUAGAACUUGUUGACUCACGGUCUGAAAUUUAUACGGCAGUGACGUUCUUCUAUUAACCUGUGCAUUUUAAAAGGUGGAUUAUCACA